This is a messenger RNA of Mycotypha africana, 2458 nucleotides long. RefSeq names its product kinase-like domain-containing protein. The transcript has 9 exons. Lineage: Eukaryota; Fungi; Mucoromycota; Mucoromycetes; Mucorales; Mycotyphaceae. Gene Ontology annotation, molecular function: ATP binding; protein serine/threonine kinase activity; tau-protein kinase activity. Gene Ontology annotation, cellular component: cytoplasm. The record is from RefSeq and is a predicted model, not a curated record. Gene Ontology annotation, biological process: protein phosphorylation; microtubule cytoskeleton organization; intracellular signal transduction. Bases 390 to 2330 code for a protein of 646 amino acids.
CGUCUGAUCCGUUGCACGGAUGCUCUUUGGUGAACAUGAUAAAGAUGGUUCCUGGGCAAGUAGAUCAUUUUGAACCAAAGGGGAAGAAAUUCUUAAAUUUUUGAUCUUUGGAUUAUUUCAUUCUUAACUCUCCGUGUUGAGCACAUUCCUGCUAAUGUAGUUUCUGUCUAUGAAGUAUAAGGCUUCGAAUAAAAUUAAAAAACCCAAAAGUGCAUUAUAUCCGGAAAUAUUCAAACCAACCAUUCGAAUAAAAAAUGAUUCGCAUAUUUUAGAUUAUUUUCAUAGCUCCCCUUUCAUGAUCCACACUAAUUUUGUUCCCAUCGAACAUUUCAUCACUUUGUAUCAGUUCUAAUAUAUUACAGCCUCUGAUCGAAACUACACCAGAUAACAUGUUAAAUACAGUGGUCUUCCCAGCAACACAGCGAAGAGCAUUAGCGAAAUAUCCUCAGAGUAAUUGUAACUCGCCAAUAUUAUCGCCAGGUAAAAGGCGUAGAAAGGAUGUUGGAGAUUAUUGGCUAGGAAAGACUUUGGGUAGAGGCUCCUCAGGGCGUGUUAAGAUGGGCAUACAUAAAGUGACAGGAGAAAAAGUAGCCGUCAAAAUCAUUUCAAAACAACAUUUAGCCACAAAUGCAUCUGUCGAAAAGGCUGUCAAAAGAGAGAUAGCCGUUAUGAAGCUUAUCAAUCAUCCUUAUAUUAUGCGCCUUAUUGAUGUAAUUGAUAUGUCUGAUUCACCCAAUUUGUAUCUGAUUCUGGAAUAUGUACAAGGAGGAGAGUUAUUCGAAUACUUAGUAUCCCAAGGUCGACUCCCAGAAAAUGAAGCAAGGCGGUACUUCCAACAGAUAAUUAUCGGCUUAGACUACUGCCAUCGCCAUCUCAUAUGCCAUAGAGAUUUGAAGCCUGAGAAUUUAUUGUUUGACCAGGAUAGAAAUAUCAAAAUUGCAGACUUUGGAAUGGCUUCUCUACAGCCUACAGGCUCAAUGUUGGAAACAAGCUGUGGAUCACCUCAUUACGCGAGCCCUGAAAUUGUCAAUGGAAUCCGUUACAACGGAGCAGCUUCUGAUAUUUGGUCUUGUGGAAUAAUAUUAUACGCUUUGUUGUGUGGUCAUUUACCUUUUGAUGAUGAUAAUAUUAGACAAUUAUUGACAAAAGUCAAGUUAGGAAAUUACACAAUACCCGACUAUGUAUCAAGUGAAGCAAGAGAUUUAAUACGCAGGAUUUUGGUAGUAAAUCCUGCACAACGACUUACUAUGCAACAGGUACAAGAGCAUCCAUGGUUCGUUUGUGAACAACCUCCGAAUCCAUCCAAGCUACCCGACCCUCCAUCUGCAGAAGAGAUUGGAAGACCUGUCUCCUCAGUCAAUGACAUUGAUAAUCGGAUCUUAGAAACGUUGAAAGUGUUGUGGUCAGAUUUGUCGACAGAACAGGUUAUUAAAGCCUUAUUGAACAUUGAUCAUAAUAUGCAAAAGGUGGCUUAUGUUCUCUUGCAAAGGCAUGCAAUUAAUCAGUUACAAAAAGAGGUAGUGUCACCUAGCAAACGAAGACGCCGUCCGGCGACUGUUUGUGUUGUUUCUGAUAAAAGCAGCCCAUUAUCAGGACUGGAUCACAUGGUAUCCAAAUUAACCACUAGCAAUGACGCAUCAAAUAAUUUCACAGUAAUACCUGAACAACAAGCCUACACAUACCAAACCCCAAAUGUCAAUGAACAAAUGCCAACACAAGCCGCACCCUACACGACAAGGCCACACCUUGGAUAUGAUGAGGCUGUGCCGCCACUCCCGUUGAAGCCUCUUGUAGUACCCGUCCACCCGUGGCUUCGAACUCCAAAUCAACCACGUCGACGGAACCUUUGGCAUUCGCCAAAUAUCAGUAACAGACAGAUGAAUAAGAAUAAUAAUGUAAACAAAUUUUUACCUAGCAUAUUCCAGCCAAGUCAGCCUUUGCAUAAUGGCUCGCAAUCAUCUAUCAGCAAUCAACAAAACAAUACUCAUAGGCAAAAUGCACGCAUUCAGUAUGCACAACCUACUGGCAGUAUCUUGAAUCAUACGCCAAAUUAUCAUACUGUCAGCAGUGCGUCACCAGAUACUCCUGACCAACAGAAUAAUCGCUAUAGUGCACCUCCGCCCAUCAAUUUUAACUUUGUACAACAAAAUCGUGCGCCGUAUCAAUUUCCUUGGGUACAACAGCAGCAAGACUCAAAAUUGAUGCGAUUCAUGAACAUGCUGAAUAGAACUCAUAGGGUAAAUCCUAACCAAGAAUCUGAAAGUUCCUUAUUCAAGUUCUUACAAAGCCCAAAGCCGUUUAAUUUUGAGAAGAAACCAAGGAAAUUUUAGGAUUACUUUGUGUAGCUAUCCUUCCAUUGAAUCUAACUGAAAGACAGACUCUGAUACAUUAAGAAAGAAAUACUAUAUUACUUUUUUUCCAAAAGAGCAAGUAAUGUGUGACAAGCAACAUAGCAUUU